Penicillium manginii is the source of this 1140-nucleotide messenger RNA. RefSeq names its product homoserine acetyltransferase family protein. NCBI's taxonomy places the organism in Eukaryota, Fungi, Ascomycota, Eurotiomycetes, Eurotiales, Aspergillaceae. Bases 1 to 1140 code for a protein of 379 amino acids. The record is from RefSeq and is a predicted model, not a curated record. Gene Ontology annotation, molecular function: acyltransferase activity, transferring groups other than amino-acyl groups. Gene Ontology annotation, biological process: biosynthetic process. The transcript has 6 exons.
AUGUCCGAUGAUUACGAAACCUUCAAGCUUGGAGACUGGGAGCUCCAGUGUGGAGAAAAGAUACCGGAUGCCCACAUCGCAUACAAAACCUUUGGUGAUCCCAAAUCACCAGCGAUCAUUUACCCCAGCUGGUUCUCUGGCAUGAUAUCCGAUAAUUUCUGGCUCAUCGGAGAAGACAAAACUCUCAACCCUGACAAAUUCUACAUCAUCAUCCCCGCUCUCUUUGGAAACGGACAAUCGUCUUCGCCUUCAAAUCAAUCCACUCCCGCACCCUUCCCCAAAUGCUCCUUUUAUGAUAAUGUCCGUGCCCAGCAUGAGCUCGUCACCAAACACCUAGGUAUCACCCAUGCGCGAGCCGUGAUCGGAUGGUCCAUGGGAGCGGCGCAGACUUUCCAGUGGGCAACUCAGUAUCCCGAGUUUAUGGAUAUUGCGGUGCCGUUUUGUGGAUCAGCGAGGACGUCCUUGCAUAAUCAGGUUUUUUUGGAAGGUGUUAAGAGCGCCCUUAUUGCUGUGAAGGAUACGAGGUCUGCUGGUUCUGGCGAGAUUGGCGUUCGAGAAGGGCAGCCGGAUGUUCGGGUUUGGUCUGCGAGAGAGAAGGAUGUUGGUCUUAAAGCGUUGGGGAGGGUAUAUGCUGGCUGGUUUCUUGCUGACAAGAUGGUUGAAUGGAUAGGGGGGUUCAGUCAGGCAUUCUACAGACACAAGCUGUACGAGACUGUGCUCGGAUUCAAGGGACUCGAGGACUUUAUGCAGAAUUUCUGGGAGAAGUGGGCUUGCUCUAAAGAUCCUGAAAACCUGCUCGUCAUGAUCCAGACAUGGCAGAACGGCGAUGUCUCCAAGCAAGAGCCAUACAACGGAGACUUUGAGAAGGCUCUGGCAUCUAUCAAGGCGAAAACUUUAGUUUUACCUGCUAAGACGGAUUUAUAUUUCCCGCCAGAGGAUUCGGAGUAUGAAGUCGCCUCUAUGAAGCCCGAUAUUGGGAAACUGGAUGUCUUUCCUUCAAUUUGGGGUCACUGGGCAGGAGGGCCUGGAGAUAGCAAAGAAGAUGUUGAAUGGCUGGACAGACAAUUGGCAGGAUUCUUUGCCGAGAAUAAACCAGAUCGGGUUGCUGCGCUGGCUCAGAAACUAACCAAGGCGCUAUAG